This is a messenger RNA of Ilex paraguariensis (yerba mate), 303 nucleotides long. NCBI's taxonomy places the organism in Eukaryota, Viridiplantae, Streptophyta, Magnoliopsida, Aquifoliales, Aquifoliaceae. The record is from the annotation of a GenBank genome assembly.
AUGGGAUUUCAAUGUAUGCGUAUGCUGCCGGUGGGCAAUGACAUGUUGAUAGUCAUAGAGAUAGAGAUGGAAGAGGUGCCUUCAGGCUUCAUUGGUGCCUGGGGCCAGUUGUGUGUGCCGGUGCGUGGGUUGGAUGAUGUCGUCGUGACAAAGAGAGGAGGUAAUAGAGCUAUGAAGACUACUGGGCUGAGAGUCAUUACAUCCUUCUCUAUGUUUAAUGAUUCUGUUAGAAAACUAAACAAUACUGAGAAUGAUUCUAAGGAGAAGGACAGGCCCGGUGAAACCAUGGAUCUCCCCAAGUAG